Molecule: messenger RNA, 742 nt
Organism: Xiphophorus couchianus (Monterrey platyfish)
Lineage: Eukaryota; Metazoa; Chordata; Actinopteri; Cyprinodontiformes; Poeciliidae
Product: selection and upkeep of intraepithelial T-cells protein 1-like
Exons: 4
Coding region: 80-742 (220 amino acids)
Biological process (GO): regulation of cytokine production; T cell receptor signaling pathway
Cellular component (GO): external side of plasma membrane
Molecular function (GO): signaling receptor binding
Source: RefSeq, a predicted model, not a curated record
AGUUGCUGGGAAACCACAGUUAUGAGUUUUCUAACUCUCAGCUUCCUCUAGUCUCGCCUGAACAUGCUCCUGGUCGCUGAUGUUUUCAUCGUGGAUUUUUACCUUCUGCUUUUACUGGACUUUGGUUCGCGGUGGCCUCCAUCUGAUUGGUUCGUCUCAGCCAAUCGUAGCUGCUCCUGGAGAUGACGUCGUCCUCCCGUGUCGGGUGGAUCCUGAGUGGGAGGCCGUGGGGAAGACGGUGGAGUGGUCCCGACCGGACCUGAGGCCGUCCGGCCCUCAGAAGCGUGUGGAGUACGUGUUCGUGUACCGCUUCAGGAAGACGGACCGAGACAUGAUGAUGGACACGUACAUCCAGAGGACGUCUCUGUCCCAGGACGGCCUGAGGCGAGGAGACGUGUCUCUGACCAUCAGGAACGUCAGCCUGCAGGACCACGGCAGGUUCCGAUGUUUCAUCCCACGCCUCAGGAUAGAAGCACAACUUCUGCUUGUUGUUGAUCCAAACUUUGUUUCAACAACGACAACAGAGUCGGUUCAUCCCAGAAACCUCAUCAGUCCGACGCCACAGGAGGAAACCGUGACGAACGGUCAUUUUACCAGAUUCCAUCUUUGCCUAAUUGUUUUUUCAUUCGUCAUCAUUUGUCUGGGUCCGGUUUCCUUUUGCGUCGCAAGGAAAUCCAAACAAAUACAGGAAGUCAAACCAGACUGUGGUCUCCAUGGAGACCACAGUCUGGUCCAAAUUUGA